Messenger RNA from Exaiptasia diaphana, 2986 nucleotides. RefSeq lists its product as uncharacterized. NCBI's taxonomy places the organism in Eukaryota, Metazoa, Cnidaria, Anthozoa, Actiniaria, Aiptasiidae. The coding region runs from base 111 to 2942 and encodes 943 amino acids. The record is from RefSeq and is a predicted model, not a curated record. The transcript has 4 exons.
UCACGCAACGUUUCGUGUAACGGUAUUCUUCAAAGUCACAACAAUCAAGAGRAAAGCAACAACUAUGGAAUGCCAAGAGAAAAUCGAAAAAUUGAAAUAAAAGGUGAAAAAUGUCAAACAGAUCGCCUUGGACAUCAAACAAAACAUGGACUAAUAAUUUGCCMAGGAAAGGAGCUCAUCCCGCCCGCGAUUCUAAUGGUCAGCAGCUACCAGAAGUAUCGCCUGAUCCGACAUCGCUAGUUUUUCCAAUCAUUGGAGCAAUGCUUAUYCUUCUUUUUGGUGGRUUUUUACUUUCGUCAGGAWAUUCGUGUUGUCAUGUUGAAUCGAGUACAAGUAAAAAGAAAAGCGAGGACGAAGGCGAYAGCAUAGAGUUAUUAUUCAUGGAUCAAAAUAUUCACUUUCCCAAGCCGUUCCCAGUACUCCAGCAAGAGAACAAUGACGUAGUAGACGCUGUCAUGGAAACAUAUAGUGAUCUUCCUCAAUAUGCACCAAUGAGCGAGCUGAUGGCAUCGAUUCCYGGGGUUGCGAGGCAACCUGAAACCAGGGACGCAUGCGUAAGUCCAAUCAAUUGUAUAGAUYACGUGAGYGCGUUUCCAAGCAACCAGRAUGACGCAGGAGAUAGCCAAGGUAACGUUCUAAGUAAUCACGUGGGUGGCGAAGUAGAAAUACACGGUAAUCAAGAARUGUCUGAAGAUGACGAAGUUGACGAGACAGAUUCAUCUGAAGAGGAAUGUCACAUGGAUUGUACAAUAAAUAUGGUCAACGAUGACGUCGUCGAGCGUGACAGCGCAUGCSCAACUAUCAACCAAUCCAGUGGAAAUGCAGCAYGUUCAAGAGUGAAUUCUCCUGCGRUAUCUAUUGACAGCGGCAUACGCAGUGAAAACAUGCGUGAUAUUGAUAUACCGAUAAAGGAACACCUUGGAGAGAUCAAGAAAACCUUGAAUGCGWCUUUUGGUUUUAACAUAGUAGAAACUGAGAACAAGAYAAUGAAUGAUUCAUUUAGCCAUGUGACAACAUCACCGARAAAACACUCAAAUCCGUUUACACGAUUUACGCUACAAAAAUGGAUCAAGGACGCUAAGCAGUCACRUGAUGUCAACACAGUGCCCUAUGAAUGGAAACGUCCYUCAAAGCUAACAAAACAAGACAAAAUGGAAAUAUUGAGGAAACUUCAGCCAGAUACAAGCAUUUCUACCAGUGUGAAUAAAACUGCUAGCACCAGUCCACGCCAAACGAGUAAAACCCUAUCAUGCAACAGCACAGAGCAAAGAAAUGUGGGYGGAUACAUUGUUAACGCGCAUGGAGGGCGAUUAAGUUGCCUUAAAGUUGUGCGUGCGCCAAGCUCUAUGUGUCUUCAUGGAAACAUAUGUCCCUAUAACUGCAAGUCAGGUAAUGACGAAACAGAAGACCGAGAUGURGAUGACUCUGGUCAUGGUGCAAGUUGYUUGGGUAUGUCUUCGAGAGGGUCARCGKUAACACCUAGAGGAGCAAGUGCACUAGUUAAGUCAUGUUCUGACGAGGCUACUCGUGGAGCGAGUGCAUUCGAGGGACCCUCGCGCGGAGCGAGUGYGUUUGAUGGAGACACUAAGCAGGUUAAUAGAAUCAAUGGACAAAACCAAAGAUCUGGCGUACCUGAUGGUUCCACGCGUGGAGUCAGUCCGCUUCAGUGCUCCUCGCGUGGAGCGAGCGCGUUUGAACAGYCCUCUAGUGAAGUGGCGAGAGUUYUACUAGCUGARAAUAAUUUAGAACGUCAAACAAAGCAAGAAGGCUUUAUGUCUAAAUUGAAUAGAACUCAUGAUGGCCGACUUCAAUCGAAUUCACAUAGAAGUAAAGGUCGCUUAAAAUGUACGGGAACGAAGAUUGACAUAGAUCGGUCUGUCGAACUUGGAGGUGCGAGUGGUUUGGGCCAUUCGUAUUCUGAUUGCUUGAGUGUUGCUGGCACAGCAAGUGUAACAUUGAGYAUGGCAGUACAGUCAGAAAGAGGGGACAUUACUUUGGCAAGUAUUGCAUCCAAAAAUAAAASUGAGCUAACAGAACAUCAAAUGACAAAGAGCGAGGACCCUAAAAAUAACAUCGAACCAGCAUUUCCAGUGCACACAAACCAUAGAAUCUUUACUGCAGUAACAGAGUCAACCAAUGAAAACACGAAGAAGCUCAAACAAGACGAGCAAUCAAAUCAUAAACAAAUUUUCCUGCCAAAAAAUGAUGUUUUUUCAAAAGAAGAGUUAAUGAAAUCAACCAACGAUAUAGAUAGGGAGCGAUAUGAUCAAUUUUUAUUACCGACUCUUGGUACACUAUCAAAUGCCAAGAAAGGACUGAUGAAUGAGGACAGAAUCAAAGUACCCACAAUAAAGCGGAAGAAAAACGUUGUAGGCAAACUAAAAGUUUGUCUAUUUUAUAACAACAAUAAGUCUCAGAAUCCUGUUUUAUACGUGACAGUAUUGAAAGCGUCAUCCUUGAGACAGGARGUUGUCACGCAAAAYGAGGAUUUAUACAUUCAAAUGCACGUGGACWCUAGAGAMGACAAGACYCAACAAACUAAAAGCGUCAGUACAUUUUCAAACACUGCAGUAUUUAAUCAUUUGUUUCAAGUCCAUGAUAUCACAUUAAGGGAGYUGAAAGUGUCCACGAUCAAGCUAGUACUGGUCAGUGGACAUUCCCAACAAGARGAAGCCAUUGCRUGCGUCCCAUUGGCUGAGCUUGUGGCUCGUGAUAAAAUCAAAAAGACUUAUUUAUUGAAAAAGUAYUCAUCAAAAGAGAAUGAGGUUAAAGAAAGUGACCCAGAUCCAAAAGUCCCUGUUGGUGCAUUGCAUCUUGGUCUCAAGUAUAACUCUGUAGAUGAGAAACUGCUGGUCAAUGUUACUAAGGCUCGCGGACUUCCUUCCAUGUCGGAGACUGGAGAAACUGGUAAAAACUGUAUUUUAGAAUUGCCUAUCUUAUAAAUGUAAUCUAAAGCUAUUGCUAUCAUUGUUUGCAUGUCACAGAU